AUGGCUGAUAUGGAGAUCUAUAACAGACUGGCGAUCCUUCCACAAGAAAUCCAAGACGCUACUAACGAAAAGCUCCACUGGGAGGAAAUGCUUGGGUUGUUCUGGGAGCACCCGCCUGCUCUGGAUCCAGAGUUUGUGGGUGCAAGGAUGCAACUUUUACGGGACCGCAUUCGCGGUCUGCAACAAAGGAUUUCUGAUCUCCUGCAGGAGCAGAACUUCCUAAUUGUGUGUGCUAUCGAACACGUUCGCCAGCGCCACUAG
This is a messenger RNA of Microthlaspi erraticum, 261 nucleotides long. Lineage: Eukaryota; Viridiplantae; Streptophyta; Magnoliopsida; Brassicales; Brassicaceae. The record is from the annotation of a GenBank genome assembly.